This is a messenger RNA of Cataglyphis hispanica, 1027 nucleotides long. It is a transcript of the gene jagn, whose product is annotated as protein jagunal. The transcript has 4 exons. Gene Ontology annotation, biological process: endoplasmic reticulum organization; vesicle-mediated transport. Lineage: Eukaryota; Metazoa; Arthropoda; Insecta; Hymenoptera; Formicidae. Bases 202 to 780 code for a protein of 192 amino acids. The record is from RefSeq and is a predicted model, not a curated record. Gene Ontology annotation, cellular component: endoplasmic reticulum membrane.
CGAGUUGCUAGUAUCGUGGAUACUGGCCUUUAGAUACGAGCAAGAUCUCAUUUUUUCGCUUACGGAAAGUUUAAAAAUAGUUGAAUUUCGCUGAUGAAAUGUGAUAUAAAUUUCCUCGGAUUUCAGUUCUCAGAUUGUACAAAUUGUUCAUAUUUUGUUUGAAGAAGACUUCUAUGCGCGAAUUCUUCCGAUUAUAUAUAUAUGGCUUCGAAAAUGACCCUUUCCCAGGCUCUGGGAACAGAUGGGAGCGACUAUAGUCAUAGGCAAAAAAUUGCAACACAUUACCAAGUUAGUGCAACAAAUAAAUCAAGACUGAAGUAUUGUAUAUUUUUUCAUUACUUAUUGUUUUUUGUUAUGCUUGCUAAACUUUCUGCAGAUAUAUUAGAUCGUCUAGACAUAUUCAUCUUAGAAAUAGAAGAGCUACAAAUACCACAGCCGUUAUGGUGGGAAUAUAUAUGGUGCACUAGUUUAUUAUUAUCUUUUCUUGCUCUCUCAGCAACUAAAAGAAACAAAAUUAAAACAUUGCAAAGAUAUAUGAUAGGUAUCGUUUUACUAGGUCACGGUCCAUUGAUAUAUGCUACUGUGUAUUACUUUAAAGAUGUCUGGACAUACUUAACUGUAGGAGAAUCUGAAGAUAUUUUUUUGUGGCAGGGUUUACCAUAUGGCGUACUUUGGUAUGCAUUUAUUCUUCUAGCUUCACAAGUUCAUUGUUUCUCUUUAUAUUUUUCUUGGAAUCUGCUGGUCGCUUGGAAAACACGGAGUGUUAAAAAAGUUAACUAAAUCUUAUAGUCAACUAUGUGUGGACCUUGUCAUGUUGAUAAAUUAUAGAUAUAUUUCAGAAUGUGAGCAUUCAUAUUUAUGUGGUUCAUGUUAAAAAACAAAGAUAUAUAAAUGUUAUAAAAAAUGGUAUACAAAAUGUGUGAAAAAUAUAUGUAACAUGUAUAUAAAAGAGAGAAUAUCAAUGUGUGUAUUUCUGUAUGCAAAAAUAUAUACAAAUUAAUUAGAUUUAUAUUUUUUCAAACAAUAA